Chondrus crispus (carragheen) is the source of this 489-nucleotide messenger RNA. RefSeq lists its product as hypothetical. Gene Ontology annotation, molecular function: DNA binding. The transcript has a single exon. The coding region runs from base 1 to 489 and encodes 162 amino acids. The record is from RefSeq and is a predicted model, not a curated record. Lineage: Eukaryota; Rhodophyta; Florideophyceae; Gigartinales; Gigartinaceae.
AUGCGUCGCGGUACGCAUCUGAGCCAGCAUGAACAAGGGCAGAUACAGGCUCUUCGUCUCAACAAUUGGACAAUUAGGCGAAUUGCAGCGCAUCUCUCGCGCUCCCGUAGCGUCGUGGCCACGUUUUUAAGGAACCCGGGCCUGUAUGGGAAGAAGAGAAGGCCCGGUAGGCCCUCCAAACUCACCUCCACGGCUCGACGUGCUCUCUUGCGCCAAGCGCACAAAAGGCAUUUGUGUUCUUCAGAGUUAGUUAAGACCCUUAGUCUUUCUGUAACUCCAUCUACUGUGCGAGGUAUCCUACGCGCCACGCCAACGAUUCAGUACAGCAAAAUGGUCCCCGCUCCGAUGAUGCUCCCGAGACACAAAAUUGCACCGGAGCAGUGGUGUCGCGAAAAGGUCACUUGGACGGUGUCGGAUUGGAUGAAUGUGGUGUGGUCGGACGAGAAGAAAUUCAACUUGGACGGGCCGGAUGGGUUCGGGUACUAUUGA